CACAGGCCAAGUGCGCUGUGCUCGAGGGGUGCCGGCGGGGCCAGAGGGAGCGAGCAGGCAGGCACCGAGGGGGCGCGGCUGCCGGCCGGACGAGACAGGCGAACCGGACGCGGGAGCAGUCCAGGACCAGACAGCCAGCACAUCCACGAUGGAGCGCCUCGUCGCGCGUGGGACCUUCCCUAUCCUUGCGCGCACCAGCGCCUGCCGCAGCCUCUUCGGGCCCGUGGACCACGAGGAGCUGAGCCGGGAGCUGCAGACCCGCCUGGCCGAGCUGAACGCCGAGGACCAGAACCGCUGGGACUACGACUUCCAGCAGGACGUGCCGCUCCGGGGCCCUGGACGCCUGCAGUGGACCGAGGUGGACAGCGACUCCGUGCCCGCCUUCUACCGCGAGACGGUGCAGGUGGGGCGCUGCCGCCUGCUGCUGGCGCCCCGGCCCGUGCCGGUCGCCGUGGCUGUCAGCCCGCCCCCUGAGUCGCCGGCCGCUGAGUCCCUCGACGGCCUCGAGGAGGCGCCGGAGCAGUCGCCCAGCGACUCGGCCCCGGCGCCCACCCCGCCCCCGGCCCCGACCCCGGCCCCGGCCCCGGCCCCGGCCUCGGCCUCGGCUCCGGCCCCGGCCCCGGCCCCGGCCCCAGAUGCGGCGACUCAGGACGGCGCCGAGCAGGGCGCGAACCAGGCGCAGCGCAGCCAGGAGCCUCUUGCCGACCAGCUGCACUCGGGGAUCUCGGGACGUCCCGCGGCCGGCACCGCCGCCGCCAGCGCCAACGGCGCCGCGAUCAAGAAGCUGUCCGGGCCUCUGAUCUCCGAUUUCUUCGCCAAGCGCAAGAGAUCUGCGCCCGAGACCAAGUCUUCGAGCGAUGUCCCCGCGGGGUGUCCCUCCCCUAGCGCCGCUCCUGGGGUGGGCGCGGCGGAGCAGACCCCGCGCAAGAGGCUGCGAUGAGCUAGUUUAGAGCCCAAAGAGCCCCGAGGGAACCUGCCGGGGCAGCGGACGUUGGAAGAGCGCUGGGCCUCGGCUGGGACCGUUCAUGUAGCAGCAACCGGCGGCGGCUGCCGCAGAGCAGCGUUCGGUUUUGUGUUUAAAGUUUGAAAACUGUGCAAUGUAUUAAUAACGUCUUUUUAUAUCUAAAUGUAUUCUGCACGAGGAGUACACUGGUCCCAAGGUGUAAAGCUUUAAGAGUCAUUUAUAUAAAAUGUUUAAUCUCUGCUGAAACUCAGUGCAAAAAAAA
Propithecus coquereli (Coquerel's sifaka) is the source of this 1226-nucleotide messenger RNA. It is a transcript of the gene CDKN1C, whose product is annotated as cyclin-dependent kinase inhibitor 1C (p57, Kip2). Gene Ontology annotation, molecular function: cyclin-dependent protein serine/threonine kinase inhibitor activity. Gene Ontology annotation, cellular component: nucleus. Gene Ontology annotation, biological process: regulation of cell cycle. The transcript is spliced from 4 exons. The coding region runs from base 149 to 940 and encodes 263 amino acids. The record is from RefSeq and is a predicted model, not a curated record. Lineage: Eukaryota; Metazoa; Chordata; Mammalia; Primates; Indriidae.